Molecule: messenger RNA, 1629 nt
Organism: Zonotrichia albicollis (white-throated sparrow)
Lineage: Eukaryota; Metazoa; Chordata; Aves; Passeriformes; Passerellidae
Source: RefSeq, a predicted model, not a curated record
AUGCUGACACAUGUGGGCAGCAAAUGCUCCAGAGAACUCCUAGAUAAAGGAACAAUCAAGCUGAAGGUGCCUCCAGGGCUCCGUGGCCAAGCUCACCUGAAGGUUUGGGGCAACAGGCACCUGGCAGGGGAAGGGCACAUCUUCCACAACUACACCACGGUCACCAUCGACAGCAAGGGCUCCUCCGUGUUCAUCCACACCGACAAACCCGUCUACAAACCCAAGCAGAAAGUGUUGCCAAAGUUUGAGCUGCUGAUUGAUCCCCCGCGCUACAUCCGGGACCUUUCCCUGUGUGAGAAAGGAACUGUCCAUGCCAGAUACACAUUUGGCAAACCAGUGACAGGGAAGUUAAUUGUCAAUAUGACAAUAAAUGGUGUUGGCUACUACAGACAUGAAGUGGGACACCCUGUCCUCAAGACCACCCAGAUGGACGGCUCGGCGCAGUUCGAGGUGUGUGUCAGGGACAUGAUGCCGGCCGACGUCCCCGAGCACUUCCGAGGCACCGUCAGCAUCUGGGCCACGGUGAUCAGCUCCGAUGGCAGCAAGCAGGUGACCUUUGAUGACUCCACGCCCGUCCAGAAGCAGCUGAUUGACAUCAAGUACUCCAAGGACACCAGGAAACAGUUCAAACCUGGGCUGCCUUACAAAGGCAAGGUAGAGGUCACUUACCCCGAUGGAAGCCCAGCUGACAGAGUCACCAUCCGAAUUAAAGCCGAGCUCACACCAAAGGACAACGUUUACACAAGUGAGCUGGUCUCAAGGAAUGGCCUGGUGGAGUUUGAGAUCCCCUCCAUCCCCACAGCUGCCCAGUAUGUCUGGCUGGAGACCAAAGUGACAGCAAUUGAUGGGAAACCCUCUGGGGAUCAAUAUCUGCCCAACUAUUUGUCCAUCAGCAGCUGGUACUCACCCAGCAAGUGCCACAUCCAGCUCCAGGCACCAGAUAAACCUUUCCAGGUGGGAGAGGAGGCCUGGAUUGCAGUGAAAUCCACCUGUCCUUGCAACUUCACUCUGCAUUACGAGGUGGCAUCAAGGGGGAACAUCGUCCUGUCGGGGCUGCAGCCCAGCAAUGUCACCCAGCAGAGGAGCAAAAGAGCCACCACAGCCCUGGAGAGGAACAUUGACCUCACACGCUUCCCAGGAACAGCACCUCCCAGCACUCCUGCAGCAGAGGUUGAGGUGUGUGUGACCUUCCUGAGGUUCUCUGUCGUUCACGCCAUGGCUCCCCUGGCUCGGCUCCUGGUGUACUACGUCAGGGAGAACGGAGAGGGGGUCACGGACAGCCUGCAGGUCCCUGUCACCUCCUCCUUUGAGAACCAGGUCACCGUGGCGCUCUCGGCCAACGAGACCAGGCCUGGUGACGUUGUGAACAUCAAGGUCCGAGCUGCCAAAGGGAGCUGUGUCUGCCUGGCCACGGUGGACAAGAGCGUCUACCUGCUCAAACCAGGCUUCCAGCUGACAGCCAGCCAGGUGUUCCAGGAGCUGGCAGAGUACGAUGUGUCCGAUGCUUUUGGGGCUCCCAAGGAGGAAGGGCACUUCUGGUGGCCCGGCAUGUCCUCCCGCCGGCGCCGCCGCUCCUCGGUGUUCCCCUGGCACUGGGACAUCACCAAGGACGCUCGCUUCGCCUUCACA